This is a messenger RNA of Glossina fuscipes, 2805 nucleotides long. Its product is annotated as FMRFamide receptor. The coding region runs from base 954 to 2579 and encodes 541 amino acids. Lineage: Eukaryota; Metazoa; Arthropoda; Insecta; Diptera; Glossinidae. The record is from RefSeq and is a predicted model, not a curated record. The transcript has a single exon. Gene Ontology annotation, cellular component: membrane. Gene Ontology annotation, molecular function: G protein-coupled receptor activity. Gene Ontology annotation, biological process: G protein-coupled receptor signaling pathway.
AAGAAAAGAAAAGAAAAUAUUAAAAAAUUAUAUUCAAAAAUAGAAUACAAAGUACAAUAAUAAAUAUUCCCAGCACGGUACAAAGCAAUUACGCAUGAAUUGAGAAAAAGUUUACUCUCCUUUCAUUCAAGCCGGCGUCCCAAUUGCUGACACAUAAUCUGCUGCAUAAAAUAUAUACAAAUUGAAACUUAACGACAACAAUCCAAUCAAAUCGCUUUUUGUUUGAAAGUUCGUUUCGAUGCUGGCACAGACGUCAUCGUUUAUAUGUCCAGAAGGUGAACAAAACAAUUUUUAUUAACAAUAACGGCCCAGCAAAGGCAUAUAUAGAUACGAGAUAUCCACGAGAUCUACGAUUCGCUAUGACAUCACUCUGACUAUGGCAUACACUUCAUAAUGCUCUUAUUCGGAAGUAAUUACGAAAGCAACUACGAAAGGAAUCACUUUUAUUAUUAUUAAGCUAAGGAAAUAAAGAGAGAGAGAGAGAGAGAGAGAGAGAGAAAGAGAGAGAAUUUAUAUUAAAUAAUAUAAGAUAAGAUAAUAAUCGAUACAAGUAAAAUCGCAGCAAAGCAAGAACAUAAGAGAACGAAAUCUUAUUGUGAUAUAGUUAUUAAUAUUAACUUCAUUUUAGUAAAAGUAAAAAACUCAAAAUACAAAAAAAAACAAAAAGUCAUCUUUCAAAGGAACUCAGUUCAACUCUCAAGAAAUUUAUCUACAAUCAUUAAAUGUUUUAACAAGUACUAUAUUAUUCAAUUAAUUCUAUCAAUAAGGUCAAGUAGCGAUAAUAAGGAAAGGCAUUAAUCUGAUAUAUUAAAAAUAUUACGUUUACACAAUUAAAUUUACUUAACAUCCCGCUGAAAAAUUAAGUUCAUUUUAUAAGAAAACGCCGAUAUAAAUCCUCAACAGAUAUACGCACUUCUGGCCUAUAGAAGGAAAAAUUAAAUAAGUAAAAACCGAUGAUUGACAUAAAUGGUAAUGAUAGCGUUUAUUCGUUUUUAGGGCCUCAGUUGCCGGCAACGCGGGUGUUAACAACCGACGAUACUGAUAAUGCGGGCGAAUUCGAUUUAGCCCCGAUCGACGUUCGUGAAUUUCUAGCGAGUGCCCGUGGCAAUGAUAUCGUUCAGCAAACAGUAACGGACUCGACAAGGCAUCCGGCGUUACUUACUUCGGAAAGAUUUUUCAAUUUUACUCUCUACACCGUUUACGAUGGCGACAAUGAUUCAUUAUCUAGCACGCAGCAUUCGUAUGACGGCAUUGAAAACUGGACAAAGACAUGCGAAAACGUUUACGACCCUCAAUCGAGUAGUAAUCUCUUGGAGUUUUGGGUCUGCGGCAUAGCACUGAACCUUGUCGGGAUUUUGGGUAUUAUUGGUAAUAUUAUAUCGAUGAUUAUAUUGUCACGACCACAAAUGCGUUCUAGCAUUAAUUAUUUGCUUAUAGGCUUAGCCUGCUGUGAUACCAUUUUAAUCGUUACCUCAAUGCUAUUGUUUGGCAUACCGUCCGUAUAUCCGCACUCAGGCUACUUUUUUUUGUAUUAUAAUUACGUGUAUCCGUUUAUAUCGCCUGCCGUAUUUCCAAUAGCUGUUAUUGCGCAGACGGCGAGUAUUUAUAUGACAUUUACCGUAACAUUGGAACGCUAUGUGGCCGUUUGUCAUCCUUUAAAGGCCCGAGCGUUGUGUACGUAUGGUCGAGCAAAAAUCUAUUUUGUUGUUUGUGUAAUAUUUGCGUUGCUCUAUAAUCUCCCCCGAUUUUGGGAAGUGCUUACGGUUACUUAUCAACCGCCUGGCAGUCCAGUGGUAUUGCAUUGCGUUCGUCCCUCGCCCCUUCGACGUAAUUUAACUUACAUUAACAUCUAUAUACAUUGGUGUUAUUUGAUUGUCAACUAUAUCAUUCCCUUUUUGACCUUAGCGAUACUCAAUUGUCUUAUCUAUCGUCAGGUGAAGAGAGCCAAUCGCGAACGUCAACGUCUGUCACGUUCAGAAAAGCGCGAAAUCGGUUUGGCAACAAUGUUAUUAUGUGUUGUGGUCGUGUUUUUCCUUUUCAAUUUCUUAGCCUUGGUUUUAAAUAUAUCUGAAGCAUUUUACAAUUUUAUUGAUCCAUCCCUUACCAAAAUUUCCAAUCUGUUAGUAACGAUUAAUAGCAGUUGCAAUUUUCUUAUUUAUGUUAUAUUUGGCGAGAAAUUCAAGCGCAUUUUUUUGUUGAUUUUUUUCAAGAGACGCCUCAGCCACGACCAGCCCGAUCUCAUACAUUACGAGAGUUCCAUAUCGAACAAUGGUGAUGGUACCAUAACACAUCGGUCGUCGGGGCGUUUCUCUCGUCAUGGCACUCAACGUAGCACCACGACCACAUACUUGGUAACCGGAUCGGGAAAUAAUACAUUGAAUACACGACUUUCGGACACGCAGACUUCACCGGGAAUAAUAAAAAUUAAACGCACUCGAGCACCAUCGCCAGGACCGGUUGUCUAUUAUCCGGCACGUGACUUACAACGUACGUCUCCCUUGCUAAUAUCUAAUAAUAAUUCGCCAUUAGGCUGCCAUUGGGUGGAUGGCAAAAGCAGGCAAAUGACAUCGGGAUUCUGAUAUUCGAAUUCUGUCCCUUUCAGCAUAAUCUGGACUGAAUGUAUGAUAAACAUAAAAAAGAGGACUUUUUGUUUUUUCCUUUUCGCUGCUUUCUCAUAAAUAAUUACUAAUGAACUUACCUAAUUGCAAAUACUUAAUUAGGCCUUCUCGCCGAUGGGAAAUACAACACAUGCCGAUCCAUAUGCCAUUAAUUACCCUUGUACACAGCGAUCGUAUAUGUAGGGAG